AUGAGGCGUAUAGAAAAUGCAACAAGUAGGCAAGUGAGCUUCUUCAAGAGGAGAAAUGGGCUUCUCAAGAAAGCUUGUGAACUUUCAGUCCUCUGUGAUGCUGAGGUUGCGGUUAUAAUCUUCUCUACCACGGGCAAACUCUAUGAAUUUUCCAGUACAAGCAUGAAGGAGACAAUAGAACGUUAUAGAAGGCAUCCAAGAGAUAUUCAGGCUAAGAACCCUCCAGUGGAACAGAAUAUGCAGCAUUUACAGCACGAAAUGGCAAGUCUGAUGGAAAACAUACAACGUCUCGAAUCUUCGAACAGGAAACUCUUGGGGGAAGGUCUGGAAUCAUGCACCCAUGAAGAACUACUAGAGCUAGACCAACAGCUGGAGCGUAGCAUCAGCAGCAUUCGAACAAGAAAGAUUCAAGUUUUCAGGCAACAAACAGAGCAAUUGAAAGAAAGGGGAACAACUUUAACAGCAGAAAAUGCAUUGCUGCGGGAUAAGCUUUCACUCCAGCAAGAACGAGGAUCAAACGAGGAAAGAGCAAUCGAGCCUUCUGCGGAUACUACUGAAGUUUCAGAUGUGGAAACGAACUUGUUCAUUGGACCUCCAGAAACCAGUCAGAAGCGUGCCCUACAGAAGUCAUAUAUAGGUGAAUAA
Molecule: messenger RNA, 645 nt
Organism: Fraxinus pennsylvanica
Lineage: Eukaryota; Viridiplantae; Streptophyta; Magnoliopsida; Lamiales; Oleaceae
Source: the annotation of a GenBank genome assembly